AUGUUAUUUUGGGUGGUUGUCACAGCACUUUUGUGUGGUUCAGCAAUACAAGCUAUUCCAUCGGUCUUUUUUAUAUAUCCUCAAAAUUUGACACCAACAGGAUGCACGGGCACCAAUUCAUGGACUAAAUGGUUCAAUUCAGCUAAACCAAGUGGUAGUGAAAAUGUUGACAAAGAACUUCUCGCAACAAUUCAAGCAGCAAAUGGCCGUGACGUAUGUGCGAAACCUCAAGGCAUUCAUGUAGAAUCAGUAAGUCCACUUCCUGGUUCAGGUCCUUUUCAAGGAUCAUGGUCAGUAACGAAUAACAUUGUUACUGGAUUUCAAUCAGCUACGGUUGGCCUUGAUUUUCAAGUAAGAUUUUGUUGUCCUAAUACUGAUUUCGUCCCGACCACAACAACGACAACAACACCAAGACCUAUGCCAAGUAGUACAUGUGGUCGAGCAGAGAUAAAACAUUCAAUUGCCAACUCACGAAUCUUCGGUGGUUCACAUGCUAUACCCAAUUCAUGGCCAUGGCAAGUACUUUAUGAGGAAAGAAAACCUUGUGGAACCAACCAAGUUUGUAUCGGCUCAUGUGGUGGUACUUUGAUCGAUUCACGUCAUGUUCUUACAGCAUCUCACUGUAUAGGAAAUAAUAAUCCAAGUGCCAUAACUAUCACAGCUGGUUUACACAAUAAACUUAAUACUGAAUCUACACGACAAGUGAGAGCUGUUGAACGCAUCUUCAUGCAUCCUAAUUAUAAUAACCAAACAAUUGAAAACGAUUUAACUAUUCUUCGAUUGGCUCAACCUGUUACAUUCAAUACAUAUGUUCAACCAGCAUGUUUACCUGGACCGGAGCCAAGUCAUGAUGAAAAUGUUGUUUUGAUUGGAUGGGGAGCUUUAAAACUCGGCGGAGGUGCCUAUCAUGAAUUGAAACAAACUCAAGUUAAAGUUAUUAGUGAGUGUAACAAAUUCUGGGGUCAAGUAGAUGAAGAUAAACAAGUUUGUGUUGGACAUGCUGCUACUGGUGAUUCAGCUUGUCAAGGUGACAGUGGCGGUCCGAUGUUGUACGAACGUAAUGGACAAUGGAUUGUAUCAGGUGUAGCUAGUUUUGUCUCUUCGAGUGGAUGCACAACAUACUCGAAUUCUAGACCUAAUGUCUAUGUUCGUGUAUCCGCUUAUUUACCUUGGAUCAAGAGCAUUAUUUAA
Molecule: messenger RNA, 1191 nt
Organism: Rotaria socialis
Lineage: Eukaryota; Metazoa; Rotifera; Eurotatoria; Philodinida; Philodinidae
Source: the annotation of a GenBank genome assembly